This is a messenger RNA of Cryptomeria japonica (Japanese cedar), 1877 nucleotides long. Its product is annotated as BAG family molecular chaperone regulator 1. The transcript is spliced from 4 exons. The coding region runs from base 444 to 1250 and encodes 268 amino acids. The record is from RefSeq and is a predicted model, not a curated record. Gene Ontology annotation, cellular component: cytoplasm. Gene Ontology annotation, biological process: protein stabilization. Lineage: Eukaryota; Viridiplantae; Streptophyta; Pinopsida; Cupressales; Cupressaceae. Gene Ontology annotation, molecular function: adenyl-nucleotide exchange factor activity; protein-folding chaperone binding.
AACAGAAACGAAGGAACAGGCCGUAACAAGUCUGAUGUGACUGCCAAGUGUCGGUGGCAGUUUCCACAAGAAGUGGAUAGUGAGCUACCCAAAAUGAGAGAAUAAAUGAGUGAACGGAUGAGAAUUUAGAGUGCCCAUUUUAUUUCCCUGCUUUUGCUCUCCCGUAGCCCAGUUUCUUGAGGCGGCUAUUAGUUUUUUAAUUUUGGGCAUCAACAAGUAUUUAGAGUGAAAGAUAAAUCAUUUGGAAGGGAGGGCACCCACCCACAUGAGCAAAUUGGGAUUUACACAAUGAUUAAUUGGUUGACUCGAUCUGGAAGAAGAAGAACAAGGGAGAAUGAAUAAUUGGUUUAUGAUAUAAAUCAGCUUUAAGCUUUUUGGUUACCCAGAUCGAUUGGGGUUAUUUAAUCAUUUUGAGCAUUAUUGUUGUUGGUGUUGUGGUGGUGAUGAUGAGGAGAUCAGGAUCUAAGAACCCCAUGGGUGGUAGUAUUACUGGUGGUAGCUCAGCUAAGAGAGAUGCAGAUGCAAUAGAAUGGGAGAUGAGGCCUGGUGGAAUGUUGGUUCAGAAGCGAGAUCCCAAUGCUGAUCCUGCAUUGAAGCCUCCUCCCAAUGCUAAAUUGAGAGUAACCUAUGGUUCUGCUCGGCUUGAAGUCUCCAUCAAUCUACAGACUACUUUUGGUGAGUUGAAGAAACUGCUUGCUGUAGAGACAGGAUUGCAGCCUAAUGAGCAGAGGCUUAUAUUCAAAGGAAAAGAAAGGGACACUAGCGAUUUCUUAGAUAUAUCAGGGGUGAAAGAGAAGUCGAAGAUUGUGCUCAUUGAGGAUCCUUCAAGUAGGGAAAGAAAGUACAUAGAGAUGAAAAGAAAUGCAAAGAUUGAGAUGGCUUGCAAAGCAAUUUCUGAAAUUUGUGGAGAAGUGGAUAAACUUGCAGAGCAGGUGUCCGUUCUUGAAGGAUUAGUGAACAAUGGGAAGAAAGUAGUAGAAAAUGAUAUAACAGCACUUACCGAGUUCCUUAUGAGACAGCUAGUAAAGCUAGAUGGUAUUACCGCUGAUGGGGAUGCCAAAGUGCAAAGAAGACUACAGGUUAGGAGAGUACAAAAGUGCAUCGAGACUUUGGAUGCUAUGAAAGUUCGCAAUGCCAUGCCAAAGUCAUUGCUUGAUCACCCUGUAGUGACAACAAAGUGGGAGACAUUUGAGUCUGUACCUCCAAAUUCAACAUCAUCAGCCACACCAAAGUGGGAGCUCUUUGAUUAAGCAUGAGGAGAAUAUGCAUUAUACCUUAGCAACUGUAUUCCAUGUAUCGGUACUUAGGGUUUCCCCAAUAUUCUUAUUGUGAAUUGUUACUUGUAUCCAUUCUGAUUUGUAUUCUCAUGAAAUAAACAAGAAUAGCCUGCUUGCCUCCUAAUAGUAUGGAGAUGGAGGUAAACAUAUUGUUUCUGGCAGCACAUAUCUUUGGUAUUAGAUUUGAAGCAUCUCUCAUAGGAUCUGCAAUAUUUGCUACUAUAUGGGCCAGCAUUCAGACUUGAGAAGGCAUAAAAUGCGUGUGGAAACUUUGCAUGUGAAGAGUGCACUUCAACAUUGAUUCUAGCAUCAUUGGUUCGAGUAAGUUGGCUCAGAGAGAGGGCUCAAAGGUGCCGUUGAUAUCCCUAGUCGUCCUACCAUUAGGAAUGUUGCUUAUUUUUACUUCAUUAAAAUCCAAAAUGCAAUCCAUCAUGUAAUUAGAGAUAUGAAGUGAUGUAUGUCCGAGAUCUAAUCUAAUAGAUUAGAGGACAAUAUCCAAAUCUGAUGUGGAUUACAGGACAUUAAUAACUUGGAUUGAAUGUGGAGUGAUGUAUAAAACAUGUGAUUUUUUUGGGAUGCUGAAGAAUUUCUUAGUGCUGA